CAGGACUCGGGAGUCAGGGUUGAGGAGAAGAGCUGGAGCCUGAGCCUGAGGAGCUCAGCUUGUGCCGGCAGGGCGCUGGGGAGGCGUAAAGAGCGGGGUUGUCAGCAAUGGCUGCGCUCAUGGGCCGUCCUGGUAUGUAAGAGGGGGACCCUGUGCGGCUUGGAAGCAUCGUUGUGUUGAGGAGGGUGGCGCCGCAGUGUGGGCGCACUUGCACAGUUCUGGCAUAUGAUCAGAACCUCUAGUUGACGAGGGUUUUGUAGUCAAGUCAAGAGGGCGCAUCUUCAAGCAGCUAAGAUGGAUAAGGGCGACCAGGAGUUGAUGUUUGGGCCCGCCUACUAUGGCGACCCUGGAGUUCCGCAUGGAGAUCCCGAGGUUUUCUUGACGCUCAUUUACGGGUAUCUCUUUGCACGCGCGUACAAGUGGGUGCUGAAGGAUGACGCUGCUCGCGACCACUCGAGUCCCUUCGACCACUGGCUCGUCGCUGAGAACUCCCGUCUGAAGCGCCAGUGGGAAGCGCUCCGUAAUUACAAGGAAGGGUCCAAGAAGAAGGCCCCCAGCGUCCGUGACAUGUCGUCAGCCGGCGAGCCCCGCGGCAAGUGGGACCGCGUGAUGAUGUCAGGCCACUUCCACAUGCCGUCUUUCCAGGCAUACCCCCACGACUUUGUGUACCCCCAGGAGAAGGGGGACCGCCCCUCCAAUCUACCCCAUCUCAUUCCCCCCCACCGUGAAAUCCCGCUGCACGACUUCCAGGCUAAUACCCUGGAAGAGGACGAGUAUGUGCUCAAGGCCAUGGAGUUGGUCGGAAACGAUGACCUCGCCCCUGGGGAGGAGGGCUUUGAUGAGGAGGACAAGCUGGCGUUCAUGAGGGCCAAGCUGGAGAGGAAAAAGCUGGAGAUGCCGGAGAAUAAGAACAAGGUGAAUCUGAACGAGCUACUGGAGCAGACCCUUGACAAGGACGAGGCGUGGCAGGAAGAGUACGUCCAGGCCUUCUCCGACAUCGACGAAGCGCGCCUAGCCGCCCAGGAACAAAUCCCGCUCGGCCGGGGGGAGGAGUUCAUCCUAGAGAAGGCCUCGGAGCAGCUCCCCCCGGAAAAGAUAAGCGACUACACCGAGGCGCAGCUGCGCGGCGAGGAGCAAAUGGAGAUGAAGAAGCGGGUGCUAACGAACCCGCGGUUUGACGACAGGGGGGAACCGUUGGAUGUGAAGAAGCGGAGAGAGAUUGCGCGCGCAAGGAUCCAGGCGGACGCGGAAAAGAAGCGCGAGGCGUACGUGCAGCGGGUGCAGGCGCUUGAAUCGAAGCUGGACAAGCUCGAUGCCGAGGCCGCCGCCGCAGAAGCCGCCGGCGACCCCGCUGCAGAGAAGAAAGUCGCGGCGAUCGAGAAGGCAGAGCAGGAGCUCCAAGCGCUGCAGGACGCGCAGAGCCGAACGGAGAGCGCGGUCAAGGAAGCGAUCGAAAACUUUGGUGACGACGAUUUUGUGCUGUACGGGAAGGAGCAGGACCCGGACCAGGAGUGGUGGGAGAAGCGCGAGCAGAUGCGCGCGCAGCAGCAGGCGGAUGAAGUGCCGGAGUACUACGAUGAAGAUGACGUGGAGGUUGCGCACCGCCUGCACGUGAGGGACGCCGAGAAGGGCGGCAUCGACCCGAUCGACGCCGAGUUUGAGACUGACUUCACGCCCGAGGAGCAGGCGCUGAUCAACUUCCAGGACGAAACGCCCAUGUACCCCACACUGGGGAUUGUGCGUGGAAACGCAAACACAGCGCUGCGCCCCCAGAGGCUGGUCGACAAGUCCGGCGUGGUGUUCGACACGGUGGACGAGGAGAUCCGCACGCACUCGCGCCUGACGCUGGACCCAACCCAGGAGGACCCCCGUUUCCAGGAAUGGCGCUACCGCCUGCUUGGGAAGGAAGACGGCGUCAACGGCAAAGACUUAGUGCCCAAGGUCGCGGAAGGCCUUUACCGCACGGCCGUUGCCCCCGCCUGGGAGGACUUCAUCCCGGUAAUCACGAAGCCGCACUCCAUGCUGAGCCGCUUCUUCAAGAUGAAGAUGAACGACAACAUGCCGCCCAUCGCCACGCACGAUGACGACAUCACGCCCUGGGGCGAGGAGUCGUCCGCGAACGCUGACUUGGCGACGUACGUGGAGCGGCAGCUCAAGGUCACGGGGCAGAAGCCCGACGAGAAGACCCUCAAGGACCUGGGGAUCGGGUGGUUCACCCGGCCCGACGGCGCGUUCAAUAUCCCGCGGGGGUCCCGCGCCGCGUACGAGCGGAAGGAGCGCCUCGCAUACGAGAUGUACCGCGCUGACGUGGCGCAGCGCAAGACGGGCCCGACGUUCAAGGCCCUGUCCCGCUCGGAGGCGGUCGACAAGUACUUCAACAAGCUGGGAGCUAUCAGCUCGGAGCUGAGCGCUGGUGAAAAGGAGGCCCCGGUGCCGGAGUUCGAAGAGAUCCCCAGAUACCCUGGCUACCUCUUCGCCUCCAACGGGUCUGGCCUCGGGAUCUCGCCCUCUGGCGACUACGUUGUUGCAAUGGACACGAGCAAUCAACUCGAAGCCAAGACGCCGAAGCGGGUGUAUUCCGCGGCCGAGCUCAAGAAGAAGGAACCGGGCGUGGACUGGGAUGGCGAGCUGAAGGCGCUGGGCGAAGCGCACGGCGUGGAGGCUUUGGCGGCCACCAAGGAGGAGCGCGCGCGCAUCCUGAGGCAGAACGCGCAGCGCAAGUUCCGGGAGAGGGCCGCGCGCUUCAAGGACCUGGACGAUCAGGACGUGGAAUUUUUGGAGGCGUCCCGUGAGCGCCUGCGUCAGCGCACGCCCCAGGAGAAGCGCGUGGGGGGCAAGAACGUCAAGGAGCUGUAUGCGCAGCACCGCCAGUUCAGCCCCAUGUCCGCCUGGACCUUCAUCAAUGGCCUGCGCAGCAAGAAGGACACAGAGCAGUGGAACGCAUCCGACCAGCGCCGCCGGUACGACCUGGAGACGCAGGGCUUCGUCACAGAGGACGCGCCCCAAGAGGAGCGCGAGCACUGGGGGGACAAGCUCAAGUUGUUCGGGCCUAAGUCGCUGACCCCCCUGCAGAGGGAAGUGGUCCGGGGGGACCAGGAGAAGAAGAAGGAGGACGAGAAGAAGUGGGGCGUCCCGGGGGAGUGGAACAUGUUCAAAAAGGCCCCCCGGGAGAUGCUCCAACCGGAUGUUCCGUCGGCCGGGGGGCGCCGUGGGGGAGAAGCUCACGGGGGCCGUCAGGAGGAGAAAGGCGGGAUUGAGAUCUUCGGGAUCCGCAUCGGCGGUGCGCCGAAGGACAGGCCGGUCUGGGAGACGAGGAAGGACAAGAAGAGCGAUAAGAUGGUGUUCUUCCCGCGGGAGAUGCAAGACGAGGACCCCCGCGAGAGGGGCAUCGACCGGAGCGGCGGCAAGCCGCGGCGGAAGGAGUUCAUGCGGGACGCGGACGUGCGGUACCCGCGGCUUCGGGAUGAUUACGGGAUCCACGAGCCCGACGUUAGAGAGUUUGUGCCCCAAACGCGGAAGGCAGAGUUGACUUAUGAAAAGGACGAGGAUCCGGUGGAUCCGGAAUUCUGGUAGGGACGAUCAUGCAGAAGAUUUUGUUCUGGUGCGCGACAUUGACAUUUUUGGCUGCAUUGAGGAGGUGCGCAGGUCAGCUGCUGCGUUACAUGGUGGUUGAGAACAGCAGCGUAGCAUCGAAGUUGUUUGGAAUUGCAAUCUGCUAGACUCACCAAGGUAACAACACAGUUUGACAAUGGAGAUAUGACUCGCCAUGCAAUUCAUUUGUUGAACACGAAAGCUACUUGAAGGAUGCGCUGCGCAGCAAAAGCAGAUGUGGGAUUGACAGCUCUUCUUGGCAAGGCCCUAUGAGGUUGAAAUGGUGACUUUCCUGCAAUAUCCGGCCAGUAGGGCGCCUUACCCUCCAACAUUUUGAAAAACAGCCACCACAGGAUUGGGGCCCUUGCUGCAUGUGCUUGUAAUUCAGAGUGCUCCGAAU
Molecule: messenger RNA, 3991 nt
Organism: Klebsormidium nitens
Lineage: Eukaryota; Viridiplantae; Streptophyta; Klebsormidiophyceae; Klebsormidiales; Klebsormidiaceae
Source: the annotation of a GenBank genome assembly